Molecule: messenger RNA, 1618 nt
Organism: Selaginella moellendorffii
Lineage: Eukaryota; Viridiplantae; Streptophyta; Lycopodiopsida; Selaginellales; Selaginellaceae
Product: calcium-dependent protein kinase SK5
Exons: 1
Coding region: 498-1409 (303 amino acids)
Biological process (GO): intracellular signal transduction; protein autophosphorylation; peptidyl-serine phosphorylation
Cellular component (GO): nucleus; cytoplasm
Molecular function (GO): calcium/calmodulin-dependent protein kinase activity; calmodulin binding; ATP binding
Source: RefSeq, a predicted model, not a curated record
AGGCCUGCGCAUAGCCCGGGUGAGUGUGUGAGAGUUUUUGCCUCGUCGAGUGGAUGGAUAGCCGCCCACAGCCGCCGCCGCCGCCGCUGCCCCCGCCACCCAUCGGAGGACCCGUUCUCGGUCUCGGCUGGAUGUUCCAAUCCCCUCCCCCCGACGAUAGGCAUAGAGAUCGCUGCUGGCCGCACUAGCGCUGCUUGAAUCGCACAGGGAGAAGGGGCCAAGAUCCAAGGGCCGUCGCCAUGGUCGCAGCGGCACAAGCAAGGCGGAGGGUCAGGAGGCGGCGGCGGAGGAGUCAAGCAACAACAGCUGCGGUUGGAGCAGCAACAAGCAAGCAUCUGUGGGCAUCUGUGGGCUCUUGGCUGGAUUUGUAGGAGAGAGUGUGAUUCUUGAUCCAUCAUCCGUUCCUCCUUUUUCGUCUUGGGCCCCUCUGGGAUUGGACCGCAUUGGAUUGAUCAGAGUUCAUAGGCGGAGGAGUGUUUGAUGUUCCGAGAGAUCCCAUGGCAGGCGGCAGCAAGCUGUGGGCGAAGUAUAGCCCCGGGUCGGUGAUUGGGGCGGGCGAGCACAGCAGCGUCUCCAUCCUGGUGCGCAAGAGCGAUGGCAAGCGAUUCGCGUGCAAGUCGACGCGCAUUGACGCCAGCAGCAAGAGCUGCUCGGUGACCAUGAAGCGCGUCCAGGUGGAGGCCGAGUGCCUGGCCAAGAUGAGCAACCACUGCGGCGUCGUCCACUACGAGGAGAUGGUGAUGGACGCGGACGCCUGGCACCUGAUCAUGGAGCUGUGCGACUGCAGCCUCGCCGACUGGAUCCAGCAGCGAGGCAAGAUCCCCGAGGCGGAGGCGGCGCUACUGGUGCGCCACCUCGCCGCCACCCUGGACGACCUCCACUCGGCGGGGAUCAUGCACCGCGAUGUCAAGCCCGACAACAUCUUGCUGGUGAGUGCCAAGAACAGCAGCGGCGGCGGCAGUACGACGAGCUGCGCCGCCGCGGCCUCCCUGGUCGUCAAGUACGCCGACUUCGGCAUCGCCGAAUACAACUGCGUCUCGUCGGCGGCGGCGGCGCGCAAGCAACUCAAGGACAAAGUUGGCACGCCGCGCUACGUUGCCCCGGAGGUGAUGUGCGGGAGCUACUGGCUGCCUGCCGAUGUGUGGAGCCUGGGCGUGACGCUCUACCAGAUGCUGGCGGGGGCGUCCAAGGUCUUCUCCGACUACUCCACCCUGGGGCUCCUCUCCGACCUCAAGGCCUGCGCCGUCACCGCCGACGCCUGCCUCGACUGGGACGGCAUCCCCGGCGGCGCCAAGGAUCUCAUCCAAAAGAUGAUGGACAAGAAUCCAUACAAGCGGCCCAAGCCCGCCGACAUCAUCGCACACCCCUGGGUCGUAGCAACCGCCGCACUCGCAUUGCCGUCGCGGUAAGCCGCGGUAUGCCGCGGUAUGCCGCAGCAUAUCCAUUUGCCCUCUCCCGCGGUAUCCCGCCCGCCCAGCCAGCUAGCCAAGCCACGUUCGCUCCCCAACUGGGAGCUCGUGGAUCCCCUGUUAGGUAGGUAAUCAAACGUCAACAACCAACCCAUUCUUUUUCUUCCUUUCGUCCAAAAAAUAACUCUUGGUUGACCGACCAUUCCGUC